AUGCAGAGACAGAAGACGACCGUCAAACCAACAACACAGAAACCACAGUAUAUUAAAGCUGAGAUACGACCAGCACCUGCAGGAGGAGCAGAGAGGACCAGCACCUGCAGGAGGAGCAGAGAGGACCAGCACCUGAGGACCAGCACCUGCAGGAGGAGCAGAGAGGACCAGCACCUGAGGACCAGCACCUACAGGAGGAGCAGAGAGGACCAGCACCUACAGGAGGAGCAGAGAGGACCAGCACCUGAGGACCAGCACCUGCAGGAGGAGCAGAGAGGACCAGCACCUGAGGACCAGCACCUGCAGGAGGAGCAGAGGACCAGCCCCUGCAGGAGGAGCAGAGAGGACCAGCACCUGAGGACCAGCACCUGCAGGAGGAUCAGAGGACCAGCCCCUGCAGGAGGAGCAGAGAGGACCAGCACCGACAGGAGGAGCAGAGAGGACCAGCACCUGAGGACCAGCACCUGCAGGAGGAGCAGAGAGGACCAGCACCUGCAGGAGGAGCAGCGCGUAGAGCAGGAGGUUAAAGGGGAGGUGGAGCAGGAGGUUAAAGGGGAGGUGGAGCAGGAGGUUAAAGGGGAGGAGGAGCAGGAGGUUAAAGGGGAGGAAGAGCAGGAGGUUAAAGGGGCGGUGGAGCAGGAGGUUAAAGGGGAGGAAGAGCAGGAGGUUAAAGGGGAGGUGGAGCAGGAGGUUAAAGGGGAGGUGGAGCAGGAGGUUAAAGGGGAGGAGGAGCAGGAGGUUAAAGGGGAGGUGGAGCAGGAGGUUAAAGGGGAGGUGGAGGAGGAGGUUAAAGGGGAGGAAGAGCAGGAGGUUAAAGGGGAGGUGGAGCAGGAGGUUAAAGGGGAGGAAGAGCAGGAGGUUAAAGGGGAGGUGGAGCAGGACGAGCCGGUCUUUUAG
Molecule: messenger RNA, 897 nt
Organism: Knipowitschia caucasica
Lineage: Eukaryota; Metazoa; Chordata; Actinopteri; Gobiiformes; Gobiidae
Source: the annotation of a GenBank genome assembly